CUGCCAAAUGUUGUCACUGGGUGGCUGUGACAGCGAGAGAACAUGCCAGAGGGAAACCAAUAGCAGCUUGGGAAUUCUCAACACUUUGUCAUGGGCCCUCGGGGGUCGAGCAAGUGCCACCGCUACUAGUCAAGCAGUAGAGGAGGGAAGACAGACGAGUGGAAGCAACACUUACACAAGCAGAAGCCUUCUUAUAAGCAACAGGACACAGUCCACGGUCCAAAAGCAAAUUUUCAGCGUGGGUUUCUUCACGAGCGAGCAGAGGAACAAGAGCAUCCGCUGUCAGUCGACCUCGUAGGGCCAGCAAGAUGAAGAGACCUCACGACUUCAGCUCAGAGUCGGACACAGACGAGCUGAUUGAUGUGGGACAAGAGGACGGCUACUGCCCAGUCACCGGCUCCAUGUCCCCUGGCAGUGCAUCACAGAUUCUGGCCCGAAAGAAGAGAAGAGGGAUCAUUGAGAAGAGGCGCAGGGACCGGAUCAACCACAGUCUGUCGGAGCUAAGGAGGCUGGUGCCAAGUGCUUUUGAGAAACAGGGCUCUUCAAAGUUGGAGAAAGCUGAGAUUCUGCAAAUGACUGUCGAUCACCUCAAACUUCUUCAUGCUAUGGGAGGGAAAGGAUACUUUGACGCGAGGGCUCUGGCAGUGGAUUACAGGACUCUGGGCUUCAGGGAGUGCGUUGGAGAGGUGGUCCGGUACCUCAGCUCCCUUGAAGGAGAGUCUCCGGACCCAAUCGGCACCCGCCUGGUCACCCAUCUUUCUCACUGUGCAAGCGAGCUGGACCCGUUGAUUCUUCAGUCGCCCCCAACCUCCGCUUUGCCCUUCCCUCCUUGGCCCUGGAUGUCCUUCCCCCAGAUGUCCGCCUGCCUGCCAGCCUCAUCCUCACCGCCGUUCCCCACCGGACGAAGGGAACUCGCCUUGAUGGGGAGCUACCCGCCGGCCGCAACCCUCCGCCUCGCACCCCUGGCUGGCUGCCAGCGGGGGGUGCCGCCCCUCCUUGCCCCCACGGCUCUAGCUGCAGUUCACAGGCUGCCAUCCCCCGCGGUGGACCCGAGGCCGACGCAGGCGUCCCCUCGCGGCACCUCCAGGAACUCGCCUCUUCCUCCCGCCCCUUCCUCUUCCUCUCCAACUACCGGACCACCGCUUGUCUCUUUCAGACCGUUUGCACCUCUGGCUUCUUCCGCAAUCCAGCGUAGGGGCUUGAGUGGAUCAGCCAAGUCGGCCCAAGGAUGGGCGACUGAAAUUGGAGCUUUUUGAGAACAAUUUUUUUGUAAACCCAAAUGAACUGUGCAAGGGAUACAAAGCUCCCUUGUAAAUGAUGCAAGCGAAUAAUGAAAAUUUAAGGACUGUCUCUUUUUUAAAGGACUCUACAAGCCAUAUCAGACUGAAUGUUUCUGAUAAUCACAAAGUGUCAAGGAACAAUGAAGACAACAUUUGUGUGCAAAUGGAUGAUUUGGAUUAUCAAAUAGACUAAUGUCCAACAGAGCCAUAUGUGUAUGUUUAACAGAAAGCAAUGAUUUCUCAGCUGUGAUGUUUGUAGUUGUUUCCAAAUCAAUUAUACAUGAGAUAAUUGCUUAU
Phycodurus eques (leafy seadragon) is the source of this 1577-nucleotide messenger RNA. It is a transcript of the gene heyl, whose product is annotated as hes related family bHLH transcription factor with YRPW motif like. NCBI's taxonomy places the organism in Eukaryota, Metazoa, Chordata, Actinopteri, Syngnathiformes, Syngnathidae. Gene Ontology annotation, cellular component: nucleus. Gene Ontology annotation, molecular function: protein dimerization activity; DNA-binding transcription factor activity, RNA polymerase II-specific; RNA polymerase II cis-regulatory region sequence-specific DNA binding. Gene Ontology annotation, biological process: anterior/posterior pattern specification; circulatory system development; regulation of neurogenesis. Bases 309 to 1256 code for a protein of 315 amino acids. The transcript has 5 exons. The record is from RefSeq and is a predicted model, not a curated record.